UCUGCAGUCCGCGGGAGGCAGAAGCUGGAGGGUCGCCAGGAGUUCCAAGCCAACCUGAACUACUUUGCGCUCCCCUGCCUUGAAAACCAAGGACCACCCAGAGCCGCACCCAGCCCUUCGCUGCCCGCGGGAAGGUGCUGUCGCCCGCUGCAGGACCCGGCCUCUGAAGCCUCCGGGACCCGGCCGCCACCCCCGGGGGGAGCGAGGCGCAGGCAGCCCAGCCGGCUGGCCCGCGAACCGCCCCGAUGGCGUCCCUGGCGGCGGCGCUGGCGCGGCUGCAGGCCGAGACCAAGUGCUCCGUGUGCCUGGACCCCCUGAGCGACCCGGUCACCAUCGAGUGCGGACACAACUUCUGCCGCGCCUGCAUCCGGCAGAGCUGGGCCGACCUGACGGAGCGCUUCCCCUGCCCCGUGUGCCGCUUCGAGUGCGAGGACUGCUACUACCGCAGCAACGUGCAGCUCGGCCGCAUGGUGCAGAUCGCGCGCAGGCUGCACGGCAGCCGGGGCCGGCGGCGGC
Chinchilla lanigera (long-tailed chinchilla) is the source of this 516-nucleotide messenger RNA. Its product is annotated as putative tripartite motif-containing protein 75. Gene Ontology annotation, molecular function: zinc ion binding. The record is from RefSeq and is a predicted model, not a curated record. Lineage: Eukaryota; Metazoa; Chordata; Mammalia; Rodentia; Chinchillidae.